This is a messenger RNA of Morchella sextelata, 675 nucleotides long. RefSeq lists its product as uncharacterized. Bases 1 to 675 code for a protein of 224 amino acids. NCBI's taxonomy places the organism in Eukaryota, Fungi, Ascomycota, Pezizomycetes, Pezizales, Morchellaceae. The transcript is spliced from 10 exons. The record is from RefSeq and is a predicted model, not a curated record.
AUGGUAGAUACAUAUGAAAUGGCCGCCAUUGCGACAGUCUUCUUGAAACGUGUGGCGCUUUUCCCCAGGAGGCUGGUCGUAAUAAUAGAGAGGUCAACUUGCCAGAGGCCUAGGGAUGGGGUUGCGCCGUCCCAGGAAAAGGAAAGAGACCAGAAACAGCCGGUCCGCACCUGCAGCAGAAGCGCACCUUCUUCUCCACGAUCUAAGCCUAAGCCUAUUUUUCGCUUCCAUACCCCGUACAACCUCUUUAUCUCUGUACCACCUGAGGUCGGGACUUUGAGUGUUAGCCAGUCGGUCGCAAUGACAUCCGACCAAAAAAGGGAUGUUUUCUGGAAACACCUAGGCUUCUUUAAUUUCCGAGCUCGCGGGUCACCAACACCCCAUUGUCUUAGAAUGAUACAGUUCGUCCGUAGUGAUGGUCACCAACCGUCGCGAGUCCCCGUCACACUAAUCGUGGAACCGUGGAAUUCGGCAAGCAAGCAGGAUAUGGUAUGGCAUCCCGACAUGGAACAUAGGUUCUUCCACGAACGGCCUUUUAACAUUGGUACAUUGCAAUUCUCGUCGAAAGCCUUAUUUGCUGCCUCAUCUAUCAUACCAUCCAAGGUUACGAAACCCCAUUUGUAUCCGAGGCAAGCAAAACCGCGCAUCAUGUUUCCGAUCGUGAGAUGGGGGUAA